This is a messenger RNA of Bathycoccus prasinos, 1176 nucleotides long. RefSeq lists its product with no specific name. The record is from RefSeq and is a predicted model, not a curated record. The coding region runs from base 1 to 1176 and encodes 391 amino acids. The transcript has a single exon. NCBI's taxonomy places the organism in Eukaryota, Viridiplantae, Chlorophyta, Mamiellophyceae, Mamiellales, Bathycoccaceae.
AUGAGAAGCUUUGAUGAAGACGAUGAAGAUUCUGAUGAUUCUGAGGGCGAAUUCGCGGACGAGGGCGAUUGGUACGCGUCUCUAAUCGCCGGGGAACGAGUCGGCGAGUGGUUAGAUGUCAUCGAAGAAGAGACGAAACAACAGAGGAGUAACGACGACGAGGAAAAGGAGGAGGAAGAGGAGGGGAGAAGAAACAGAAGAAGAACGAAGAAUGAUGAUGAUAAAAGAUUUCGGAGCGCGAUCGAGCAGUUGACGAAACACGUGGAAGAGGACGAGGUGUACGGCGAGGAGGCGGAAGUGGCCGAGGCGGAGAGAAUAUUGAGCGAGGCGCUGGCGAAAGUGUCUCUGACGACGAAUAUCGACGACGACGAAGAAGAAAUAGAAAAAGAGACUUCGAACAGCAGCAGCGUGCAAAAGUUGUUGCGACAGAGCUUGGAAGCGAUAGAAACGCAUCGGAAAAGGAAGAAGAAUGUGAAGACGUACGCGAUGAAAAACGGACGAGUGGAAGUGUCGAUAUUGGAAACCAAGUUAUCGAACGGCGUCGGGGGCAAGUUGUGGAAAGCGGCGCUGUUGUUGGCGGAGCAGUUGGACGAUAAAGAGGGAGAACCAAAAGAUGACGACGACGACGACGACGGUGUUAUAAUCGACGUGAAAGAUAAGACGGUGCUGGAACUCGGCGCGGGGGUUGGAUUAGUGGGUUUCGCGGCGGCCAAGUUAGGCGCCAAGGAGAUCGUGUUGUCGGAUUUUGAAGCGCCUUUGCUGGAGGCGUUAGCAGAGUCCGUGGAGAGGAACGGGUCAGAGAAGACGACAAAAGUUCGGUGGCUCGAUUGGCGAGCCGACGGCGCAUCCAACACGGAGAAGACAGAACCGCCCGACGCCUUCCUCGCUCUCGAGAAAGAAGACACGUACGACAUCAUCCUCGGCUCCGAUUGCCUCUACGAAUCCCACCACGCUACUCUCCUCCCAAAAGUCAUAAACAAACGUCUCUCUUCAUCCCCAAACGCGCGAUGUCGCCUCCUCGGCGCCGUGCGCAACCGCGAAAUGUUGGACCAGUUGAUUGAAAACUUUCGUAAGUUCGAAAAUUUACGCGCGACGGAAACUUCAGUCGCCAAGAGCGAGCGGUUAAAUUACGACGGCGGGUACGUCCGCGUAGACAUAAAACGAAAAAGUUUCUGA